CAGUAAUUUUCUUAUCAGAUAAACAGAUCGAUUGGAUAAUUUAACUAUCCUUCCAAUUAUUAUUAUUGUAAUAUUAGUUAUUACCUACUUAUUAGAACUUAUAUUUUUCAUAUUCGUAUUAUUUUUUUUACUUCCAAAAUCAGCUUGAAAAUAAAACUAACUAAUUAUCUUAUUUGAAAAAACGACUGAACGAUUUCGAUCACCUAUGGAUAACUCUACAGAAUCUCAAACGUUGAUCGAUCAUGCAAGUAUUAGUAUCACAGAAGCUGACAAGCGUAUGAAUUCAGCGUUGAGCCUUAAGGAAUACUAUACUGUAUACAUCAUUGAAACAAAAAUCGACAGUGAAACAUGGGCUGAAGCAAAAGGAAUGCAAAAGUUGUCAUUGGCAACCCGGCGAUAUACUGACUUUGUGACACUUCACAACCACUUGGGAGAUAAAUAUCCUUGGGUUGUCAUACCACCACUGCCAGAAAAGAAACAAUCUUUCAUGUGGAACAGUGAAGCUGUCUCUGAUACUAUGGAUCCAGAUUUUGUUGAUAGAAGACGUGCAGGACUAGAGAGUUUUCUCAAGAGAAUAGCUAGCCAUCCUGAAAUAGGUUAUGACGAGUGUUUUCUUAAAUUUUUAGGCGAAUGUGAUAAUUGGAUAGAUUUAUCAAAACAACAUAACAACAUCUUAAAAGAUACAGAGCUUACAAUUAAAACAAUGAAUGCAUCAUUAAGGGGUAGAAAUUCAGAUAAUCGAUUUGAAGCAAUUAAAACAUAUAGCAAUAAAUUACAGGGUUCUAUAAAUAAGAUAUUAACAUAUCGAGCAAAACAAGCAGAGCGACUCUACAAUGUAGAUAUGAUUCAUUUACACUAUGGUAGAAUUUUCAGUGAACUCAGUGCUGUAGACAAUGAUAUUGGUGAUGCAGUUCAGAGAACCGGUCACUAUAUGGACUCGAUUGCGUCAGCUAUUAGUCCAGCAUUGGAAGAUGAGGAAGUUAUUAUGGACCAAUUAAAAGAGUACCUGGCUUUUACAAACUCUCUGCACACUUUUGUCAAAAAUCAUGAUUCACUAAAUUACAACUUAAACCAGUUAAAUAAUAUGUCAAAUAAUAAAGAAACUAGUGGAAUAAUGUCCAGACUCUUUGGUUAUACUGCAGCCGCAGCUGAACGUGAUACAGCAGCUAUUGAAGCUUAUGAAAAUAAGAAGAUAGAAGCCAAAGCAAAUUAUUCUGAGUUUGUUGAUAAAUCAUUAGAAAACUAUAAAGAAUUUGAGAGACAAAAAGACUCAGAUCUUAUGAAAAUUCUUAAAGAUUAUGUAGCAUUCCAAACUAAGUAUGCUCAAAAGGGGCUACAAACGUGGAAAAAUAUUUUACACAGCAUACAAAGUAUAGAAUAAGCCGGUUGCAGCCUUUACAUAUCAUCAUUAUUUAAGUCAAUUAUUUAUCCAUUUUAUUCAUCAUUGUGUACCUAAACAGUCAUUUUUAUGUUAAUUUAAUACUAGGUCAUUCCAAUAUUGUUGAGAAUAGUCUACUUAAAACUGUGAAUGCUGCUAAAGAAUCACUGAAACAAAUUUUAAGUAGGCAUUCUUCUAAUUCAUUAUAUUGUUAUUUAUUUUAUAAUUAAACCAUAUAACCAUUUAUAAAUUCAUCCAAGCACGAUAUAUGUUGUUAUAUUUUUUUUUUAUGCAAUUCGUUAGCUAGUUGAAACACUUGUUAUUUAUCUGUAUAUAGUAUUAAAAAACUUAAUGUGCCUAACUGAGAUUGGUAAAAAGCUCUAAAAAAUGUAUAUAAUUCUGCUAUAUUUUUUUUUAUAGAUUAAAUUAAUUCAAUUUAAAUGUAUUAAACAUUUACACUUGGUUAUUAAAAACAUUGUUUUAAUAAUUUCUGUAUUAUCAAAUCUAAAGUUGUUACCAAAUGUAUAUGUAUAUUUAUUUAUUUAAUUAUAUUCUUAUUUAGGAAUUAAAUUAUUUUAUGUUUUUAUAUUCCACAUUUAACUAGACACCCACUAAAUUAUGUUUUAAAAACUAUUAUUUUAAUGAAGUCAAUUAUUUUUACAUUCAAACCAUAUGCAGUGCAUACUUUUUUUGCCAACGAGAUAACAAUAUUUUAGCUGCACUACUCACAUGUUUUAUUAGUUCUGAUACAUAGAGAGCCCUUAACCCCACAUGCUCACAAUACAAACUUUAUUAAAAUUGCAUGGCAAAUGUAUUCAACUACAAAUUCUUGUUAUACUUAAAUAAAAAUAAUAUAUUAUAAGGUAUAGCCGUAUAGGUAUAACAUAUAAGUACUUAUUUCAUUAAAGUCUUAAAUGUUUUUAACAAAUAAUGAAUAUUUGAAUAGGUUUUAGCUAACAUAUUUUAAUUUAUUAUACAUAGACUAAUGACUAUUAAAUCAAAAUAUAUUUUAGAAUAAACUCGGCUUAUUAUUGAAUUACCCAUGUGCAUAUUUUCAAUUAUUUUUUUCUUGAAAUGUAUAUUAUAAUUUAUAAGAUGCUAAAUUUUAAAGUGUUUGAAAAAAUUGUAAUUCUUUUGUACUUUGAAGUUUAUACCUAUAUGAAACACGAAAAAUAUAAUUUAUUUUUUUUAAAUGCAAUUUUUACAUAGUUGAUAUUAAAAUAAAUAUCUUCAAAAUUUGAAUUUAAAAGGAUUAUAAAAUAAAUUUUAAACAUGAAUACAUA
This is a messenger RNA of Rhopalosiphum padi (bird cherry-oat aphid), 2661 nucleotides long. RefSeq names its product sorting nexin-4-like. The transcript has 10 exons. Gene Ontology annotation, molecular function: phosphatidylinositol binding. Gene Ontology annotation, biological process: protein transport. The coding region runs from base 206 to 1381 and encodes 391 amino acids. NCBI's taxonomy places the organism in Eukaryota, Metazoa, Arthropoda, Insecta, Hemiptera, Aphididae. The record is from RefSeq and is a predicted model, not a curated record.